Messenger RNA from Myotis brandtii (Brandt's bat), 933 nucleotides. It is a transcript of the gene TMEM88, whose product is annotated as transmembrane protein 88. Gene Ontology annotation, molecular function: PDZ domain binding. The transcript has 2 exons. Gene Ontology annotation, biological process: negative regulation of canonical Wnt signaling pathway. The record is from RefSeq and is a predicted model, not a curated record. Bases 66 to 545 code for a protein of 159 amino acids. Gene Ontology annotation, cellular component: plasma membrane. Lineage: Eukaryota; Metazoa; Chordata; Mammalia; Chiroptera; Vespertilionidae.
CCGGGGGAGGGGCAGGAAAGAGGGCUAUAAGGGCCGCUGCCAGGCGGGCUGGAGCCAGGCAGGCCAUGGCGGAUGUCCUCGGGCUGCAGAGACCGGUUCCCAACGGCGGCCCGGAGCCCCGGGACCCGCUGGACUGCUGGGCCUGUGCUGUGCUGGUCACCGCCCAGAACCUGCUGGUGGCCGCCUUCAAUCUCCUCUUGCUGGCGCUGGUGCUGGGGACCAUCCUGCUGCCUGCGGUCACCAUGCUAAGCUUUGGCUUCCUCUGCCACUCCCAGUUUCUGCGCUCCCAGGCACCCCCUUGCACCGCGCACCUGCGGGACCCAGGCUUCACGGCCCUGCUGGUCACCGGAUUCCUGCUACUCGUGCCGCUGCUCGUCCUUGCUCUGGCCAGCUACCGCCGCCUCUGCCUGCGCCUCCAUCUGGCCGACUGCCUCGUGCCCUACAGCCGAGCCCUUUAUCGGCGCCGGCGCUCCCCGCAGCUGCGGCAAAUCCGGGCCUCACCAGGGUCCCAGGCCGUUCCCACGUCAGGAAAGGUAUGGGUUUGAGGACCCUCGAGUCAAGAACAACCCCGACGAAUGCCCUCCUUUUCAAUCCGCCCAAGGACUUGAAGCCUGGGGGUCUUCCGACCUACCCUGCCCCAUCCCUGCCUAAGCCAGUCCUAGCAUCCCCUUGGCAAACUGCAGCAUCUGUGGACCCAAUGUUGGUGAAAAUUCGCCAUUCCAGAAAACCCUUUCUUUUUACUACCCAUGUCUGAAUCCUGAGUAUCUGGGCUGGUCCCUGCACACACUCUCCCCCCGCCCCCCAUCUUGUGAAUAGACAACUGAACCUCACUGGUGCCUCCUUUUCCGGCAGCUCCGCUAGUAUUUACGGGCUGAUGGGUGAGGUUGGAGGGGAAGGAGUGACCACACGUUAAUAAAGAAUUAAUGAACUGAA